Messenger RNA from Rhopalosiphum maidis (corn leaf aphid), 2048 nucleotides. Its product is annotated as LEM domain-containing protein 2-like. NCBI's taxonomy places the organism in Eukaryota, Metazoa, Arthropoda, Insecta, Hemiptera, Aphididae. The record is from RefSeq and is a predicted model, not a curated record. Gene Ontology annotation, biological process: nuclear envelope organization; negative regulation of BMP signaling pathway. The transcript has 8 exons. Gene Ontology annotation, cellular component: nuclear inner membrane. Gene Ontology annotation, molecular function: chromatin DNA binding. The coding region runs from base 329 to 2002 and encodes 557 amino acids.
GUAUUCUUGUAUUCUUGACAUUCUUGUUUCUUGAAGUCUUAACUCUUGACUUCUUGAGUACAUUGUUUCUUAAUUCGUUUCACUGAUUGUCUUGUUUAUUAUUUAUUGUUUUUUUUGUUAUUUGUUUUGCUAAUACUCAAUAGUAGCAACUAUAAACUAGUUUAGACUAUAGUAGUUGUGAAUUGUAAUAGAAGACUCAAAUUAGAAAUUACAUCAAUUCAACAUUUAAUCUAAUGAUUGUGCAGACUACUCGUUAUUAAUAUUCAAUAGUUGAAUAAAAACCUAACGAUUAUAUUUGCUCUUUCAACACCAUUAUUCGUUUGAUACUAUGGGUGAAAUCAUAUCAGACCAAGAGCUACGUCGCCGUUUGUUAGCGUUCAAUGCAGUAGUCCCUCCAGUUACCAGUACUACUAGGAACUUGUUGUUGAAAAAGCUUGCAAGUCUUGAGGGUAAACAAUCAAACAAAACAGCUGCUUCUAAUAUUAUGCCACCACCAAAGUUAAGAGGUUUAACUAGUGGUACCAAUGAGUCUAUUAUUAUAUCAUCUUCUGUGGACGGAAAACACUCUCAACAUAAGACAUUUGAUAGCAUGAAUAGUCCCAGAAAAAGCGUUCGUCAACAGCGGCAGUACCGAGCUCCAGAUCUAUUUGAAACAUCAGAUUCUGAAACUGAUACUGGCACGCUAGGACAUUCAAUACUACCUGCCAAUCCAUACAUAGCUAGUUCUUCUCCUAAAUCAAAUGAAACAUCUUUAAUGAAUGUAUCCAACUGGAAAAAUUCAUAUGACCAUCAAAACGCAUAUGUGUCAACAGAAACAAAAAAUUCUCCUAUUAAAAAACGCGAAAUACAAUCGGAAACAAAAAAUUCUCCUAAUAUAAAACACGAAAUACAAUCAGAAAAAAUAAAUUCUAGACUUUUUGACUCUAAAGUAAUUAAACCAUCAACAGAAGGAGUUAAUCAACAACUACGUUCAAGUUCUGUUUCUAAAACUUCAUCGCAUGCUGAUCAGGCAAUACAAAGGUGGAAAGAAAAAAUGAUGAAUCAAUCACGGGAUAAAGACAAUGUAUCAAAAACAACUUCACUGUUUAAUUCACCAUCACCUAUAUCAAAAAUAAGUUCAAAAAAUUUAAGGAAAAACUUUGUUCAAUCUACACAGCAAAAGAAUCUAAUAAACUACACAAAAAAUACACAAAAUAUCAUCCUCCUUUUUGUUGGAUUUUUCGCAGUAAUUUUUGGAUUAUACUUUAUUUCAAUACAACCAAAUACAACUGUAUUACCAUCAAGUAUUUUAAGCUCGUUAUGUGCAAAAAAAAGUCUUCAAGGAGUUGAUUGUGAUACAGAACAAGAAAAAGUACAACGUUUGUAUAACUCAUUGGUAUCGCAAGUACAAGAUAAAUAUAUAAAGAACCAAUGUGACAAAUCAGAUAUUGAACCAAUUGUAAAUCCACAAACUGUAUUUGAAUAUAUUUCAACACAUGAACAUUUACCAUCCAGGGAAAUUGAAGAAUUAGUAGAACUUUUUAAAAGCAUUGCAAAAACCUAUUCUGAUUCACCAAUUGGAUUUGACACUUCAUUUAAUAUCAGUGUAAAACCAAAUUUGCCAAUUAUUUGUGCAAUAAAACAUAUUUUUUCUAAUAUGUUCUAUCUAAUUACAUGGCUUGGAAUAGUGGCUUUAUCAAUUGUUGGUCUUUAUUUUGUUAUAUGCUACAUCUCAGCAAAAAGUGAAAACUAUAAACAAGAAGUUAACCAAUUAGUUGAAAAUACAAUUGAUUUACUAAAAGAACAAGCACAAAAUAAACCAAAUGAAAGUUAUCUACCUAUUAUUCAUAUACGUGAUCAUUUGAUUCCAUUCAAUGAAAGACAAGCAAAAUCUAAAAUUUGGGCUGAAGUAGUUCAAUACUUUACUGAAUCAGAAUCUAGUGUAAGAUCUGAAGUCCAAGAAAUUGAUGGUGAAGAUUUUCAAGUAUGGAGAUGGAUUCAACCUAUGUCACCUGGUGUAUAAUAUGAGUUAUUUUAAAUGGUACAAUAUAAUGACAUUAAUUAAGUGA